AUGGGGGUUGUAAAAUUUGAAGACAUCCCUAGUACAGAAAACCCGUUGCUAAAUCAUGGUGAUCAAGGGGUAAAUGCAAUUGGGGAUGCCGAUAUGAGAAAUAUCAAAGAGGAUGUGACCGAGGUGAGAACGCCGAUAAAAAUAAUUUGGGAAGAAAUGGUGAAAAGAGAGAUGAUAAUCUCUAAAAGGAGGAAUAGAGGAGUGAGAGACUACUGCGAAUUCCAUGCUGAAGAGGGACACAAGAUUCAGGAAUGUGACGCGUUUAAGGCCUUGGUACAAAGCCUUAUGGAUAAUAAGGAGCUGGAAUUUUAUGAAGCUGGUUCAUAUAAGAGCAUAUGCAUAUUAGAAGGUGGAUCGAAGAAUCAAAACCAGCCAAGAAUCAUUAUUUCUUUACCAAGAAAUAAUGAAGUUGAAAUACCAACGGUACCGAAAGUCAUUAUUCAUAAACCUGUUUCCUUUCUUUGUAAGGAUAACAAUAGGGUACCUUGUAAUUAUAGCUGCAAUGUGACAAUGCCAGAGAAGGAAGAUAUAGCUAGUGCCUCUAAGGAGGUUCAAGAUGAGGGUUCUUAUACAUGUAGUGGGAAACGUUAUGAUGCAGAAGGCGUUGGAGUUGAGCCCGCAAAAGCAAAAGCCUUGAAGGAGGAAGAAGCCAGAGAAUUUCUAAAAUGCUUGAAACAUAGUGAGUACAGUGUAGUUGAGCAAUUACGCAAACAACUAGCUCGUAUAUCAGUAUUGGCUUUGCUUCUGAGUUUAGAAGUACAUCGUGAGGCGUUAAUGAAGGUGCUCAAUGAGACUUAUGUUACUAAUGAUAUAUCGGUCAACAAGUUGGAUCAACUGGUUAGUAACAUAAGUGCUGACAAUUUCAUUUAUUUCAACGAUGAUGAAAUCCCACCUAGAGGCAUGGGAUCAACUAAGGCUUUGCACAUUACCACUCGUUGCAAAGGAUAUACAUUGCCGAGUGUGCUUAUUGAUAAUGGGUUAGCCUUAAACUUCAUGCCAUUGUCCAUAUUGAACAGAUUAUCCAUUGACAGUUCUCACAUGAAAACAUGCCAUAAUGUAGUGAGAGUAUUUGAUGGCACGGAGAGAAAGGUCAUGGGAAGAAUUGAUAUUCCUUUGAUGAUUGGGCCAAACACGUAUGAGGUGAACUUUUUAGUAAUGGACAUCAAACCCUCUUACAAUUUCCUAUUGGGAAGACCUUGGAUACAUUCGGCAGAAGCGGUGCCCUUAUCUUUUCACCAAAAAUUGAAGUUAGUAGCCGAUGGACGGCUAGUCACCAUAAAUGUGGAGGAGGACAUUAUAGCGACAGCUACCAGUGAUGCACCAUAUGUGGAAGAAAAUAAGGAGGCCAUUGAGUGCUCUUUUUGUUCCUUAUAA
Messenger RNA from Gossypium arboreum, 1374 nucleotides. RefSeq lists its product as uncharacterized. Bases 1 to 1374 code for a protein of 457 amino acids. Lineage: Eukaryota; Viridiplantae; Streptophyta; Magnoliopsida; Malvales; Malvaceae. The record is from RefSeq and is a predicted model, not a curated record. The transcript has 2 exons.